UCAGUAGAAGAAGAAAUACGACCAGUGGUGUGACGUAGAUUCUCUGCGCCGAGACAUCCGCACGUGUUGUUUUCAUGAACGUUUGAGUGCUUUAACUGUGAUAUUUCUGAGUUACAGUAAAGUGUAAAGAAAACAGCCACAAAGAUGGGGAAGAAACUCAAAGUCGGAAAAACCCGAAAGGAUAAAUUUUACCAUCUGGCAAAAGAAACAGGUUAUCGCUCCCGUUCUUCCUUUAAGCUAAUUCAGCUUAACCGUAAAUUCCAGUUUCUCCAGAAAGCCAGAGCUGUCUUGGACCUGUGUGCUGCUCCUGGAGGAUGGUUGCAGGUGGCGUCAAAGUUUAUGCCUGUAUCAAGUCUCGUUAUUGGUGUUGACCUGGUGCCCAUUAGGCCCAUUCCCAAUGUUGUUACACUGCAAGAAGACAUCACCACUGACAAAUGCAAACAGGCUAUAAAAAAGGAACUGCAGACUUGGAAGGUCGACGUCGUGUUGAAUGACGGAGCCCCGAAUGUGGGAGCCAACUGGCAACAUGAUGCCUUUUCACAAGCUCAUUUGACCCUCAUGGCCAUGAAGUUGGCCUGCGAUUUUCUGAACAAAGGUGGCACCUUCGUCACCAAGGUCUUCCGCUCCAAAGACUACCAGCCGCUGCUCUGGAUCUUCCAGCAGUUCUUCAAGAAGGUGCAGGCCACCAAGCCGCAGGCGUCCAGGAACGAGUCCGCUGAGAUCUUUGUCGUCUGUCAGGGUUAUCUUGCCCCGGACAAAAUCGACAGCAGGUUUUUUGACCCCAAAUAUGCGUUCAAAGAAGUGGAGGAGCAGGCCAAAACUGUCAGAGAUCUGAUUCCGGUCAAGAAGGCAAAGGCGGAGGGAUACUCAGAUGGGGAUCUGACACUCUACCACAGUUUCACAGUGACAACCUUCCUGAAAGCAGAUAACGCCAUAGACUUCCUUAGCAAAGCCAGUGCGAUCACCUUUGACAACCCAGAUCUGGAGUUUCACCCGUCCACAACUAUUGAGAUAAAAGAGUGUCUCCAUGACAUCAAAGUUUUAGGACGCAAAGAGCUGCGCCUGCUGCUUACCUGGAGGACCAAACUGAGGAAAUACCUGGCCAAAAAACUGAAGGGGGACUCCAAACCAAUUGACCCGGAUAUAAAUUUAAGUUCUGAUGAAGAAAAAGCUGAUUUUGAUGAAGAACCAGAGAAGAAGAAGAAAAAGAAACCUGUGGAGGAGAAGGACGAGGAGGACGAGGAGGACGAUGAGGACAAGGAGGACGAGGAAGAAAUGGAGAAUAAACUGGCAGAACUGAAAGCUGAGGAGGUGGCUGAGCUCAAACGGAAGAAGAGGAAGCUGCAAGAACGGAGGAAGCAGAGGGAGAGGGUGGAGCUGAAGAUGGACCUGCCUGGCGUCUCCAUCGCAGAAUCCCACGACUCAUCCAUGUUCUCCCUCAGCACCAUCAAGAAGCAAAAGACACUGGCACAUAUAUCCAAAGGGGACAUGCAGCUGGCAGACACUCUGGAAGAAGAAGACGACGACCUCCACCUGUCUGAAGAGAGUGACGAUGCGGAUGAGAUUUCCCUGGCCUCCGAUUUAGAUGAUGAGGACAUGGAAGAGGUGGAGCAGAAGCAGAGAGAGCUGGCACCACAGAAAAAGAAAGUAAAGUUUGUUGAAGAAGAGGAGAUAGAAGGGCAGGAUAGUGCCUUGCUAGUUGAACUAGAGGAAAAGGAUGAGAAGAAGGAACGAGAAACCAACCUGUGGUUCAGCAAGGGCAUAUUCUCUGAGAUCAACCUGGAAGGAGACGCAGAAAGCGAGCUCCGACAGACCGAGUGGCUUCAGGACAAACAAAAAAGCAAAAAGAGGAAAGCUGAAGAUGUGCAGGAGGAAGAGGAGGAAGAAGGGACAGCUGCUCUGCCAGAGGAGGAGAAGGCGGGACCUUUAAAAGAAGCGGAAGACGACACUGACAGCGACUCAGAUGACAGCUCUGAUGAUGAAAAGGAGAUCACCAAGAUGAAGCAGGUCACUAGAGGUGCUGGAGGGAUUUCUGGUGGGACGUCUGGAGACGCCAAUGAAGACGACUUCCAGGUUGUCCCUGUCGAAAGCAUAAGUAAGAAAGCCAGGAUUCUUGAUGCAGAGGGCCUGGCCCUGGGCUGUCAGAUCGCUACAUCCAAGAAGCGAGCCAGGGACCUGGUGGAUGGCUCCUUCCACAGGUUUGCUAGCUCUGAGCAGCAGUGGGAUGUACCGGAGUGGUUCCUUGUUGACGAAAAGAAACACAGGAAGAAGCCGACACCUGUCACCAAAGAGAUGGUGGAGGAGUUCAAACAGAAGUGGAAGGAGAUCGAUGCCCGACCCAUCAAAAAAGUUGCUGAGGCGAAGGCCAGGAAGAAGAGGAGGAUGCUGAAGAAGAUGGAUCAGUUUAAGAAGAAAGCAGAGGCAGUCGUGAACACAGUCGACAUCUCUGAGAGGGAGAAGAAUGCUCAGCUGAAGAGUAUCUACAAAAAAGCAGGCCUGGGGAAGGAGAAGAGAGAGGUAACAUACGUUGUCAGCAAAAAGGGAGCUGGCAAGAAGGUGAGACGGCCCUCCGGCGUCAAGGGAACUUUCAAAGUGGUGGACAGUCGCAUGAAGAAGGACAUGCGAGGGAUGCAGAGGAAGGAACAACGAGCCAAUGGGGGCAAAGCAAAAGGAGGCAAAGGAAGGGGUGGCCAAGCCAAGGGUGGCAGAGGAGGGAUGAAGGGGGGUAAGGGGCGAAAAGGAAGAUAGAUCUGAACCUGUAGCGCUCUGAUUAAACAUUGCCUGCGUCUCAUGUUGCAGGUGAACAUUUAAGGCAAAGUUGCUGCCACAGUUUGGGCUCCAGUAUCAUGUGCAGAGACCAAAAUGAGUUUUGGUCAUUCCAUGCGUGCGUUUAGCAUCGUUUACUGAGUUUCCUGAAAUCCCUCGUUAUGUUCUGUGGGUUCAUAAGUACUGGUUUUCUGUGUACGUCUUUUCUAAGAUGUAGACUUUCAAACGACAUGAACAGAGUGGUAUCAUGGAAUAGCUAAACUGUAAAUGGUUGGAAAUCAAGUAAAAUAUAAUCAUUCUCAAUAAAUGUUGCUAUUAAUGUAAAUAUAAUAAACACAUUUUUGCAAUAAAGGUUUUGUUGAAUCUUUAA
This is a messenger RNA of Eleginops maclovinus (Patagonian blennie), 3136 nucleotides long. It is a transcript of the gene ftsj3, whose product is annotated as FtsJ RNA 2'-O-methyltransferase 3. Gene Ontology annotation, biological process: maturation of LSU-rRNA from tricistronic rRNA transcript (SSU-rRNA, 5.8S rRNA, LSU-rRNA); rRNA methylation; maturation of 5.8S rRNA from tricistronic rRNA transcript (SSU-rRNA, 5.8S rRNA, LSU-rRNA). NCBI's taxonomy places the organism in Eukaryota, Metazoa, Chordata, Actinopteri, Perciformes, Eleginopidae. Gene Ontology annotation, cellular component: nucleolus; nucleus; preribosome, large subunit precursor. The record is from RefSeq and is a predicted model, not a curated record. Gene Ontology annotation, molecular function: rRNA (guanine) methyltransferase activity; rRNA (uridine-2'-O-ribose)-methyltransferase activity.